AUUUGACGCAGCGGCGCGGCGGACCAAUGAGCGGCCGCCGUGGGCGUGUCCACCGCCUCUGCUGUCUUUCUCUCUCUGUGGCUGAGCAGCGUGGGGCUGAAGCGGUGUGUUUGGGAGCAGUAAACCGACUCUUUCUGCGAGAAUAGCGACUUCUACAGCUGAUUCAGAAUGGACUCCUCUUUGAGUGCAGCUCAAAUCCGUGAAAAGUUCAUCGACUUCUUCCGUCGCUAUGAGCACCAGUACGUCCACUCGUCGUCCACCGUCCCACUGGACGACCCCACGUUGCUCUUCGCCAAUGCUGGCAUGAACCAGUUCAAGCCCAUCUUCCUCAACACCAUCGAUCCGUCCCACCCUAUGGCCAGGCUGCACCGUGCUGCCAACACCCAAAAGUGUAUCCGUGCAGGAGGCAAACACAACGACCUGGACGAUGUGGGAAAAGAUGUCUACCACCACACCUUCUUCGAGAUGCUGGGGUCCUGGUCUUUUGGGGACUACUUUAAGCAACUGGCCUGUAAGAUGGCCUUGGAGCUGCUGACCCAGGAGUUUGGUAUUCCCAUUGAUCGUCUGUAUGUCACUUACUUUGGGGGUAACGAGGACGCAGGCUUGGAGCCCGACCUGGAGUGCAAACAGAUCUGGAUCGACCUAGGGAUGGAAGAGGCUCGCAUCCUGCCAGGCAGCAUGAAGGAUAACUUCUGGGAGAUGGGAGACACCGGUCCCUGCGGCCCCUGCAGCGAAAUCCACUUCGACCGCAUCGGAGGGAGGGACGCCUCUCACCUGGUGAACAUGGACGAUCCCAACGUCCUGGAGAUCUGGAACCUGGUGUUCAUCCAGUUCAACAGAGAGUCUGAGACGGAGCUGAAGCCGCUGCCUAAGAAGAGCAUCGACACAGGGAUGGGUCUGGAGCGCCUGGUGUCCGUACUGCAGAACAAGAUGUCCAACUAUGACACCGACCUCUUCAUCCCGUACUUUGAAGCCAUUCAGAAGGGUACAGGUGCUCGACCAUACACCGGUAAAGUAGGCGCUGAGGAUGCUGAUGGUAUUGACAUGGCCUACCGUGUGCUGGCUGACCACGCCCGCACCAUCACCAUCGCCCUGUCAGACGGCGGCCGGCCUGACAACACAGGAAGAGGCUACGUGUUGAGGAGGAUCCUGCGUCGUGCAGUCCGUUAUUCCCACGAGAAGCUGGGAGCUCAGAAAGGCUUUUUUGCCUCUCUGGUGGAUGUGGUGGUCGAUUCCCUGGGUGACGCGUUCCCGGAGUUGAGGAAAGACCCAGAAAUGGUGAAGGACAUUAUUAAUGAGGAGGAGGUGCAGUUCCUUAAAACCCUCAGCAGGGGACGCCGUAUCCUCGAUAGAAAGAUCAUGAGUCUGGGAGACUGCAAGACCAUCCCAGGUGACACAGCAUGGCUGCUAUAUGACACAUACGGCUUCCCUCUGGACCUGACCUCCCUCAUCGCGGAGGAGAAAGGCAUGGGCGUGGACAUGGCUGCCUUCGAAGAGGAGAAGAAGGCCGCACAGAGUGACGAAAACAAAAAAUACUCUCCCGCCACAGACCGACUCCCCAAAUACAAACUAUACGUCGACCGAGACCCCGGAAAAUACGAAUUUGAGCAGGCCACAGCCACAGUGCUGGCCCUGCGCCGUGACCGUGACUUCUGCGAUGAGGUGACCACGGGUCAGGAGUGCGGUGUGCUGCUGGACCAGACGACCUUCUACGCCGAGCAGGGUGGACAGACGUUUGACGAGGGCUACAUGCUACGAGAGGAUGAAAGCACAGAGGAUAGGAUGGAGUUCACAGUGAAGAAUACGCAGGUCCGAGGAGGUUAUGUUCUCCACGUGGGGACGGUUUACGGCACGCUGAAGGUUGGAGACCACGUUACCUUACGUGUAGAUGAGGCUCGUCGUAAGCCCAUCAUGAGCAACCACACUGCCACACACAUCUUAAACUUCGCCCUGCGGGGAGUUUUGGGGGAGGCAGACCAGAGGGGCUCCCUGGUCGCCGCCGACCGCCUGCGCUUUGACUUCACUGCCAAAGGUGCCCUGAGCACGAGGGAGGUCCGGCGGACUGAGGAGAUCGCUUGUGCCUUGAUAAGAGACGCUAAGGCGGUGUACGCCAUGGAAGCCCCACUAGCACAAGCCAAGGCCAUUCAGGGUCUGCGUGCCGUGUUCGAUGAGACCUACCCCGACCCUGUCCGAGUUGUGUCUAUUGGUAUCCCCGUUGAGGACCUGCUGAAGGACCCCGACAGUGCUGCUGGUUCCCUCACCUCCAUUGAGUUUUGUGGUGGAACCCAUCUGCAGAACUACGGGUCCGCGCGCCGUAUUGUCAUCGUCUCAGAGGAGCAUCACACUGAUGAAGUCACUGAGCUGCUGAAAGUCCAAUCCCCCAGAGCCGGCGUGGAUGCUCUUCACCGUAGCCGCCGACGCCGGCAAAAUCCUGCCUGCUGUUCAGGGUCCCACAGGAGGUGUGCCCGCUGCUGGAGAGGCAAAGGAGGCGGCAAGGACAUGUCGGCCACGGGCAGGAACACGCAGUGCCUGCAGGAGGCGCUACAGAUGGCCAACGAGUUCGCACGGCUUAAACUGGGAGAGAACUGAGAGGAGGGAGGAGGAGAUGAGGUGGCGAACACGCUGGGGCGAGCAAGGUGGAAAAUGAGGUGAUGAAUGAUGAGUGAGUUAUAAAUCACCAAACUUUCCUGCCUCCAUUUCUUCUCCUCUUUUCUUCUCCUUUUGGGUCAGAAAAUAUUAGAAAACAAACAAAACUCUCGGGUUUCUCGCUCCCGCCAUGUUGACAGACGACCACUGACACUCAGCCAGCUGUAAAUGAACCACUUCUGUAUUUAUUGGGACAGUGAUUGCUGACGUUUCCCAGUAAAAAAAAAAAUCAUGUCUGUGGAAAUUGCUUGAAUAUAAAGGAAAGUCCUCUUACGCAGUUUAGAGAAAGAGGACGGCAGAUGAUUUGAGAAAUUGUCCACUUCAUUAUUGCAUGCUUGUGUGCAGAGGGAAAGAAAAGGGAUUAAUUUAUCCUCCUACAAGUACUGUACAGCUCACACGAAGCAACAAAAACUGUAGUUUGUGUUGUGAGCGUGAAGUUGGGUCCUGAUUGACUUCCAUCCUGCCUGUGUUUGUAUUUCAUCUCACUGCAGCCCUGUUUAUUUAAGUACAACCCUCACAGCACUUUGUCUUUCCCGCUUGUUCAGGGCAGCUUUAAACUGCAACAGUCUCAACUUUUUCUUUCCUCAAAGGAAAGUCAGCUCAGCUCUUAAAUGAUUUGGGUGCACUAUCCACAGCUUUCCAUCUGAUAUCUGAGCAGUGGCUCCGUCCGUCUGUGUGAGCGAGUUCUGUCCUGUGAUCGGUUGGACUCGAGUCGUAGCUGUUUCUUAGUCUUGCUUUUUGAAUAACAAGCCAUUAUUUGACAUGUGUAACAAGUCGACGGGUUUAAUUUAGUAAAUUAAUGAUUCAUUAACUGUAUAAAAUGAUCUUGAACCUAUCCAAUAAUUAAUCUGUGUAACUUCAUUUUGCUGACAUUUAAUAUCGAUUGAAUGCAGAUUGUUGAAAAUGUCUUAUCAUUGUAGCUGUUCCAUGUCAGAGAAAUGUCACGUUAUGGGAAUGGAAUAAAAAGGACCUGUAAAUGCCA
Molecule: messenger RNA, 3628 nt
Organism: Morone saxatilis (striped sea-bass)
Lineage: Eukaryota; Metazoa; Chordata; Actinopteri; Moronidae
Gene: aars1
Product: alanyl-tRNA synthetase 1
Exons: 18
Coding region: 169-2589 (806 amino acids)
Biological process (GO): alanyl-tRNA aminoacylation; tRNA modification
Cellular component (GO): cytoplasm; mitochondrion
Molecular function (GO): aminoacyl-tRNA deacylase activity; ATP binding; amino acid binding
Source: RefSeq, a predicted model, not a curated record